AUUAACCUUUAAUCUCCAUAGACCAGCAGCUACCUUUGACUCUUGAGCAACCCACCCCCUUCUUCAAACCCACCGUCCCGGCAGCCUGCUUGGAUUCCGCCUUCGAUUUCCAACGCCCAGACACUGUGGUCCCAAACCAAAGGUCGGUCAAUACGCCACUGCUGCCCAUCUCCCCAGGUACAGGAUAGGAUAGGAUAGCAUAGGCCUAGCAGCAGGAGCCUGAGUACCUCGACUGGUGAAGAGGCUACCUGUCUUCCCUACUUACUCUUCUUCGGCUUGGUACCUGUCCCAGCUGGGUCUUGAUGAUAGCCAGGCGGGGAAAGACGGCACAGAGACAAAAAGAGAGGAGAAGAUAGAGAGAGACACGCUAUUUAGAGAGACACUGACCGGGAAAGAAAAGCACUGCUUUUGGUCACAUCUCCCAUCCAGCUUCUUUCUCCCCCCCCCCCACCGCUCCCUGUUCUCUCGUUAGACAUUCCGACAACAGGCCUCGCUGCCAAUGCCGCUGCUGUUGACAGCAGAGCACGGCAGAGGAGAAUAUACACCGGGCCAGGAGAGUUCUGUUCUUUCCGUUUCGUAGGGCAGCCGGUGCCUCCCCGUCUGCCACCGGAUUGUCAGACACAACCCACCCCCGGUACUUGGAGCUGAGGCGCCCAGGGUCCUCCGGUAGCAUUUUGGUGUUUGACUGCCCAUUCACAAGCCCCCCUUCAGCCCUCCCGAGCUAGAGCCUGGCUGGCUUUGGCCUAAGGAGAUCCCGGUUUAGCCCCCCAAGCCCAAGUCCCGCACCAUCAACGAGCUACAUAUAUUCGACAGCCGCCUCUCCACACUCGACGAACAGACCCGACUUGACUGGCGCCCCUAAGGUGAUCGACGCACGAUAACUCCUUUCGACAUCUCGGUCCAGGAUAGCUUAAAACCUGCACACAAAGCCUCCUUUCGAUUCCCGUCCACAAGGCCUUGCUGUCCAUUUACUCUAUACUACUGCUACUCAGUCUGCCCAUCCAUCAUAUCACUCCCUCCAUCCAUCCAAUCCACCCAUCGAACCGUUCCACAAGCCAAACCAACCUACCACUUCCUUGGGCCUGGCUCCUCGCUCCUCCCAAACGCCUCCCUCACCUCGUCUUGUCACCUUGUCUCGUCCCGCCUCACUCGCUCGCUCCCAUUCCUUCCUCUGUUGGACGUCUGAUUGUGCGUGGUUGCGAAUCACCGGCCUGAGUCGAGAGGACCAGCAGCGAUCAGGAGCCCCGUCGACUGCAUUCCUGAGCAUCGCUUUGAAGUUCCAGUCUUUUUCAGCUCUGACGCAAGCUUGCUCGAGUCCUUGAACACAAGGGGAAAUACCCGAGCACCCCUCUGCGCCUUGCCUUCCAGGUUUCGGUCACAUCACAGACUCUCGGUCUCGCGCCUGCUCUCCGGGUGCCCACUGGCCCUGCCUCCCGGAAAGAACGGAGAGAGAAAGAGAGAGAGACAGCAAGCAAGCGGGAAGGAAAAAAAGGGGGGGGAUUCAACGUGACCGCCAGAAACGAGAAGAAACAAUUCAUACCGACACCGACACCGACACCGACCCACCAUGGCCAUGGAAACUUCUUCGAGCUUUACGGCUCGGAGACAAGCGACCCAGGCUCUGCCGCCUUUCCAUCUGCCAUCGUCCCAAGAUAUACCCAGUAUGAGUAGAAAUCUUCAUCAAUACCCCUUCAAUUAUCACAAUCAGCCUCUUCAAUCACCAUCAACGUGGCAGGCCCCGGCGAUGAUCACGCCGUCGGCUCCGCCAUCCUCCUCCUCCGCCACCUCAAAUACCCAACACUCUCCCAAUACCGCCAGCUCUGGUCUAACAUCGCCUUCAGGAGUGCCAGGUGAAGGAUUAAGCCCGCUCUCCUCCGGCGUCAACACCACGAGCUCGCAAAGUUCCUAUUACCCGUCGGGCGUCCACGGGUCAUGGCCGACUCCGUCAACGUCCUACCAGCUCAGCUCUGGCAACCCCCAAGCCCUCAAUCAGCCGUCACAGUACGCAUCCCGAGCAAGUACCUACGAGCAGCAAUCCCCAAUGUCCUAUUCUCGCACUUCGCAGUCUCCCGCGACUGGGGGCGAGGGUCUGCCUGCGCCGCCCUACGGACAGCACCAGUCCUUCCAGUCGGGCUACUCUACGGGAGGAACGGGCUCUACUCCAGUCAGUUUGCCUUCCCAGGGCCCCCCAACGCCCCAGGCUGGGAUUCUCGGAUCCCAUGCCGCAGUCUCGACGCAGCCACCCACGCCCGGCGCUGUCCCUUCACACGUUGACUCGUAUACGCAGUCCCGGCCACCAGUGACGCCCAGCAGCUACUACUCGACGUCUUCCGCCUCCCAACAGUCCCCCUUUCCCAGCUUCCAACAACACACGUCUCCCAACGCCCACUCCCCGACGACAUCAGGCGGCCCCGGUAGGGGUCUUGCUUCUCUGCAACACCCUUCGGCCAUGGCCCCUCCCAACUCGUACCGCUACGGGUAUCAUGUUCCGUCAAUGGGAGGACCUAUCAUGUCAAACCUCACUUCGCCCGGUCACCAAAUGUCGCUUGUUCCGGGGAUGGGCGUUCCCGGCGGGUACGGAGCCCAUCAUCUCGGCACAUCGAUGUACGGCCACGGCCACGGCGGACAGCCGAACCCUCAGACGGAGCGGCCCUUUAAGUGCGACCAGUGCCCUCAAUCCUUCAACCGGAACCAUGAUUUGAAGAGACACAAGCGGAUCCACCUCGCUGUGAAGCCCUUUCCUUGCAACUUUUGUGACAAGAGCUUUUCUCGUAAGGAUGCUCUGAAGCGACACCGACUUGUUAAAGGCUGCGGUAACAAGGACGGAGACAACCAGAACGACAACGGCCGUCGCUCUCCGCAAGAGCAUUCCGACGAUGGCACGCCGCCGCUAAAGCGGGAUUGAGGGAGUCCAGCAUAGACUCACAAAGCCUUGACAGCAACGUCACAGUCUCGGUCGAAUCUAUCGACCACUGGCAUCUGCAAACUGGUGGAGCCAAGACACUGCAAGGGUUGUUCAUCGUGAUUUGAGGUCCAGACUCCCCGAGGUCUUGUGGAUAAUCCCCCAAUCACAACAUUCAGGAGCAGGGACGCACUCGGUAGAACUUCGACAACCGCACGCCCGUAGGGUACCUGCCCUGCAGGGAGGGCAAUCCUGCGAAUCAUUUCUUGGCGUCAUCGAACAGUGCCCGACUCGAAGUGUUCAAAGAAACUUCCUGAUUCUCUCUUCUUUUCUUUUUAUAACUUGGCCACUGACUUCAUCAUCUUCUCUUCGAUUCUCUCCGCACACCUGGCCAUACACGAUUAGCCAGGAGUUAUUAUUAUUACACCGAUAACACGACAAAUCUAAUGGAAACGGGACUAUCAGGGUCAUAUAGGGGGGGGUACAUCCGACACCAUUUUCAUUGGUGUUUUCUUUUUCUGCUAUGCAAGGUUUCCCAUCGCCACGGACUUCUUUCCUGGAAAGUUGCCGGUGACGAAGGUUAUGAAGGCUCGUAUGGAUCGGGACACAUUGGCUUUCACGGCGAAAGAGGAAUACAAUACGGAUCUUUGUCUUUGCAGACACAAGGGUUACGGAUCAAGGUUCAGUUACGUACCCGAAAUUUCUGGAAGGGGAACAGAGGGGAGUUACCGCCAUGAUUGGCACGGGUUACGAUGGGCAUGAGGGUGUCGGUCCCAUAACGAGGACGGGGCUAAGAUGGAGUCAUGGAUCCGACAGAGUUUGGGAAGGGGCACUUUGGGAUAGGCUCGGUCGGAGUUGGAAAGCAGAGAUUGUGGGAUAAAAGAAAAAAACCACCUCUCAAGGUAAAGGUGGAGUUGGGUUCACGGGAUUGCUUUUUGUGAGAUACCAAGAUUAUCAUCAAGGGUGAAAAUGUCACCCUUCUGUAACUAUACUGCUGCUAUGGUGGAAUUAUCGAAAUGUUGCCUGAUGCAAAUGAAAUGCAUGUUCACAGAAUCAUAUCCACUCACCUUAGACGCAGCGAGGGAGGAGAGCUUCUGGGGCAGGCGGGCUGACAUGUGAAGGAAGACUCACACCUUGGCCGUCGCCGGUCCUCCUAGUCCGGCUACAGGCACAAGAGACCUAGCUCGGCCAUCUUUGUUCCCUCC
Colletotrichum destructivum is the source of this 4107-nucleotide messenger RNA. RefSeq names its product Putative Zinc finger C2H2-type. Gene Ontology annotation, molecular function: RNA polymerase II cis-regulatory region sequence-specific DNA binding; DNA-binding transcription repressor activity, RNA polymerase II-specific. The record is from RefSeq and is a predicted model, not a curated record. The coding region runs from base 1568 to 2905 and encodes 445 amino acids. Gene Ontology annotation, cellular component: nucleoplasm. Lineage: Eukaryota; Fungi; Ascomycota; Sordariomycetes; Glomerellales; Glomerellaceae. Gene Ontology annotation, biological process: regulation of transcription by RNA polymerase II. The transcript has 2 exons.